Molecule: messenger RNA, 786 nt
Organism: Oikopleura dioica
Lineage: Eukaryota; Metazoa; Chordata; Appendicularia; Copelata; Oikopleuridae
Source: the annotation of a GenBank genome assembly
AUGCAUGACGCUAAUAGCGUAUCGUUAAUAUCCGUUUUGAUUGACGAGCCACCUUACUCAAUGGAAGGAUAUCGGCCCGCUCAGCUUCCUGAAUCAAUAAUGGCAAUUCAUCCAACCUUGAAGUUGUCAACAAAAGAUGGCCUGCGCGACCACAAGAUCGACUGGGAAAAUCCAGAUAUUUCUAAAUUCAAGCCAGAUGCGCGCAUCACCGUCGUCACACAUGGAUGGAAUGACGGGUAUUAUGAAGAAGGACUUCUUGAUUGGCAUCGAGGAGCCUUGAGAAUUAACUACAACAAGGCUGCGGCCAACACUCAAGUAGCCGGCCGCGCUCUUGGUCAUUUCUUCGGUAAACUUCGCGCUGCAGGAUUCAACGAGGAGAACUUUUACUGCGCUGGACACUCGCUCGGGGCACAUGUGUGCGCAUUUGCCGGAAAAUGGACUCAGGAAGAAUUCGGUUUUACAAUCGCCCGUAUCACUGGACUAGAUGCAGCUGGACCACUUUUUGAAAAAGUAGAAGCGCCCGCUCGACUGGAUCAUACGGACGCUCGUUUCGUUGAUCUGAUGCAUACUAAUGGAGCGCAAGUGUCACAUGGUUUGUGCGGGCUCAACGAACCCUUUGGACAUGCUGACUUCUAUCCAAAUGGAGGGAACCAUCAACCGGGAUGUGGCUUCUUCGACUUGUACUGUAGCCAUAUGCGCGCAGUUGACUUGUGGAUUCAUUCGAUUAAAAUGCCAAGUUGUGUCUUUGUUACGGCUUUUCAAGUUGUCAAGAGUAGCACUAUUUGA